Molecule: messenger RNA, 1263 nt
Organism: Hemiscyllium ocellatum (epaulette shark)
Lineage: Eukaryota; Metazoa; Chordata; Chondrichthyes; Orectolobiformes; Hemiscylliidae
Gene: fam32a
Product: family with sequence similarity 32 member A
Exons: 4
Coding region: 122-475 (117 amino acids)
Cellular component (GO): nucleolus
Source: RefSeq, a predicted model, not a curated record
UCUCUGUGUCCCUCCCCGGGUGAGGAGGGUGUGUUGGGCCUCCGCCCCAUCUCCCUCUCCCUGACGGUGUGUGCCGGCGGUCAGUCUCUCCUCUCUCUGUCAGUCUGGUUGCGGGAGGCCGAUGGCUGAGUACCAGGCGGUGCAGGGCGGCGCGCUCAAGCUCAAAGGAGUCUCCGACCUGGGCGUCAAAAGGAAGAAAAAGAAAAGUAAAGAAAGUAAAAAAAUGCUGCAACAGAUCAUCUCAAAUCAGAAACAGCACAUGGUGAGAGAGGAGGCAGGAGAACAUAAGCGAGUAGCUGUGGAUAAAAGAACUCCAGCGCAGAAGGCGUUUGAUAAGAUGCAGGAGAAGCGGCAAAUUGAAAGGAUUCUGAAGAAAGCAUCAAAAACUCACAAACAGAGUGUGGAGGAAUUUAACCGACAUCUGGAUACGCUCACAGAACAUUAUGAUAUUCCCAAAGUCAGCUGGACGAAAUGAGAUGCAGAAAUCUUUUGGGCAUCUUUUUAUUGGGAUUUUUUUGUUUUCUGAACUCAUUGUAUUUGCAGUAAAUUAAAAUGGAUUUGCUGUCUGUAUCAGUUGGUCUGUGAGGAAGAGACCUGAGCCGUUGCAGAUUAAUCUCUCAUUCGACAGUUUAACAGUAAAUAUAAUGUUUCUGUUGACCUGAUUCUUGUGGUUACAUAUUCUCUAACUUUAGAACAGUUUGCAAUGCUGUGAAAAAAAACAAUAGCUGAUCAUGUGACUUCGAGUGAGGCGUCAACUAUUCUGUGGCAGAAUUGCUUUAUUUCUCUCUAAUUUAUGCAUAGUUGUGUCUUUCUGCAGUAAUGUAUCACAACAUUCAGAUCUGAAGCUAACCAGCUUGCUGAUCCUUGCAUAAAUGGUGGGUAUAGAUUUUUUUUGUUUUAAACACACAAUCCCUUUCAACCAUAGUCAACAUUGAAUUAGUUUUGAAUUUGUUUUUGAGUAUGACUGAAAGGAAACUCAUGGGCAGAGGGAGGGAAGUGGUGAUUGUUGAAUUUCUGUGAUGUCACAGAAAUUUUAUAAAGGAGCUCAUUGAUAUACCUUCUAUUGUUGGGAGUCUGACCAAAGUUGAUGCCAUUCUAUAACAUGAUUGGACUGUCAGCUGUACCUUUGAACUACAUUCCUUCACAUAUUUCUAUCAGUUGAGCUCUUGCCCUGUGGCUGAGCCAGAUUCAUUGGUUGCUGUUCAUUAGGGUGCCUUCCUCCUGAUGUUCAAAAUCUGGCUAAAUAAAACCUCUUAACAUUCA